This is a messenger RNA of Pundamilia nyererei, 3258 nucleotides long. It is a transcript of the gene npas3, whose product is annotated as neuronal PAS domain protein 3. The coding region runs from base 1 to 2829 and encodes 942 amino acids. Gene Ontology annotation, biological process: regulation of transcription by RNA polymerase II. Gene Ontology annotation, molecular function: RNA polymerase II transcription regulatory region sequence-specific DNA binding; protein dimerization activity; DNA-binding transcription factor activity, RNA polymerase II-specific. The record is from RefSeq and is a predicted model, not a curated record. Lineage: Eukaryota; Metazoa; Chordata; Actinopteri; Cichliformes; Cichlidae. The transcript is spliced from 12 exons.
AUGCCGCUGCAGGCUCUGAGGAAGGAGAAGUCACGGGACGCGGCAAGGUCGCGUCGGGGAAAAGAGAACUUUGAGUUUUAUGAACUGGCCAAGAUGCUGCCACUGCCAGGUGCCAUCACCAGCCAGCUGGACAAGGCCUCCAUCAUCCGGCUCACCAUCAGCUAUCUGAAAAUGAGGGAUUUCGCCAACCAGGGAGACCCACCGUGGAACCUGCGAAUUGAGGGACCUCCGCCCAACACCUCGGUCAAAGCUAUCGGUACCCAGCGGAGGAGAAGUCCCAGCGCCAUUGCCUCUGAGAUCUUCGAACCUCACCUAGGAAGCCACAUUUUACAGUCUCUGGAUGGGUUUGUAUUUGCACUAAACAAAGAGGGGCGCUUCCUCUACAUCUCUGAGACGGUUUCCAUCUACCUGGGAUUGUCACAGGUGGAGCUCACUGGUAGCAGUGUGUUUGACUACAUCCACCCUGGCGAUCAUGUGGAGAUGGCAGAGCAGCUUGGGAUGAAACUUCCUCCAGGCCGAGGGAUGUCUCUAUCCCAGGGAGCAGUCAACGAAGACGGGGCUUCUUCGGCUUCUUCAUCGUCACACUCUGAGACGCCCGAACCAGUCGAAUCCAGCAGUCCCAGUCUUCUGGCUCCUGAUAACUCCCUGGAACGGUCCUUCUUCAUCCGGAUGAAAUCUACACUCACAAAGAGAGGCGUGCACAUCAAGUCCUCAGGAUAUAAGGUGAUCCACGUCACAGGGCGCCUGCGGAUCAGGAUGGCUCUGACUCACAGCCGCUCAGUGCCCAAUCAGAUCAUGGGGAUGGUGGCGGUGGCUCACGCUCUCCCGCCGCCAACAAUCAACGAGGUUCGCAUCGACUGCCAAAUGUUCGUGACCCGAGUCAACAUGGACCUAAAGAUUGUCUACUGUGAGAACAGAAUCAGUGACUACAUGGACCUGACUCCAGUGGACAUUGUGGGGAAGAGAUGCUACCAGUUUAUUCAUGCUGAAGAUGUGGAGGGGAUCAGACAGAGUCACCUUGACUUGAUGAAUAAAGGCCAGAGUGUGACAAAGUAUUACCGGUGGAUCCAGAAGAAUGGUGGUUACAUCUGGAUCCAGUCCAGUGCCACCAUCGCUAUCAAUGUGAAAAACGCCAGCGAGAAGAACAUCAUCUGGGUCAACUACGUUCUCAGUAAUCCAGAGUAUAAAGACACACCCAUGGACAUUGCCCAGCUGCCAAACCUGCCUGAGAAAGCUUCAGAGUCCUCUGAAACUUCAGACUCUGAGUCCGAGUCCAAAGAAAACUCAGACAACGAGAACACCAAGGCAGAGGAGAAGCCCGGCCACCAAACAGAACACAGUGAGGACCCAGAGACAGACAGCAAACGUCAGCAGCAACCCGGCCAGUCACACUGUUCAUCUGAACAAGAAAUGAAGCGCCAAGAAGAAGGAGAUAGCUCAAGUAACCCUGAGAGCCAGGACAGUGAUGACAGUCUGGAACCUUCAGAUGGAGAGGGGAGUCUGGGUGCCAUCGGUGGACUGGGUAACCUAGGUGGGCUUCAUAUUAAAGUAGAGCACUACGGAGAAGGGGAAGACGUACAGCUGCGUAGCUCCCAAACGUCUUCAUCAGAAGAGGAAGGAGAAGAAGAAGAGGAGGAUGAAGAAGAUGACGAGGAUGACAAUGGGUGCGUGCAAGAUUGUGACAGUGUCAAUGCUGGUAGCAAGCUGCAGAAAAGGCGAAAGAGGAGGAAAGUGCAGAAAUGGGAUGGCUCACGAAGCAGGAGGCUUCGUCUGUCUUCAACUACACCCAGUCCCAUAGCAAUAGGCGAUACCACUCCGCUAGUCGACCCCUCCCAAGCCACAACCGCAACCUCCACCCAUCUCUUAGCCUCAUCUGGCUCCCCAAACAGUGCAAAUGCAGCAUCCUCAGUUCUGAAGAUUAAGACAGAGAUGGCAGAACCAAUAAACUUUGACAAUGACAGCAGCAUCUGGAACUACCCUCCCAACAGGGAAAUUUCCAGAAACGAGUCUCCAUACAGCAUGACCUCCAAGCCAUCUGCUCCAGGGAGCCAUGAGACCUUCCCCUCACCACAGGGAGGAUCUCUCCAGGUAGCCAUUCCUGACUCUGUCCUCACCCCUCCUGGAACUGAGGGAGGAGCAGGAGGAGUGAGGAAACCCCCUUACAAUGGAAGCUCAGCCCCAUCCUCUGCCUCCAGUGCUGUAAGCUUAGCUCCUCCUUCCAGCGCCUCCUCUGCCGACCCCCUAUCUCCUCCCCUUUCUGCAUCCCCACGGGACAAGCAACAAGGCACUCCCACCACCUCUUCUUCCUCAUCUUCUUCUUCAUCCUCCUCAACCUCUUCUUCUUCACUACUGUACUCUGGGGACCUUGAAGCACUUCAGCGCCUGCAAGCUGGUAACGUGGUGCUUCCGCUGGUCCACAGAGUCACAGGUACUCUGGCCUCCACCAGCACGACAGCUCCACGGGUCUACACCACUGGGACCAUCAGGUAUGCGCCAGCGGACGUAACUCUGGCUAUGGCACAAGGCAACCUCCUCCCUAAUGCUGCCAUGAACUUUGUUGACGGCUCAGGGUUUGGCCUGGACCCUAAGACACCCAUGGAGAUGCUCUACCAUCAUGUCCACAGGCUCAACAUGUCUGCUGCGGCAGCUGCUGGCCCCUUUGUCGGAUCUCCUACUGCCACAGGUGGGAACGGUGCCCUUGGAGGUCAGAUGCCAACAACAGCCAAUGUUUUCACCACAGCAGAGGGACUGUUCUCAACGCUACCAUUCCCAGUGUACAGCAACGGGAUCCAUACCACGCAGACAACACUGGAGAGGAAGGAGGAUUAGCAGAAAGUAUCCAAGACCGCAUUACUGUGUUUUCGGAAUCAACAACUGUGUCAAAGACUGCUCACUAGUAAAUAAAAAUGAAAGACUAUUUACUUGUUUUAUCAACACGGUUUAGCACUGUGUUUCCGAGAGAAGAGAAAGGAAAGGGAAGGAUGACAGAUGUACUCUAGCACUUUGAAUCUCAGAAACUGAGCUUGCGUAACAGACGUGACCCUCAAACUUGUCCCCCUUUUCUAUCUGUUUUCUCUCUCCUCCUCAUCCUCUUCUCCUCUCUCAGUCUCUCGCUUUGCUCCCGUUUCUUGCGAUCAGCAACUCUUUUCUCUUGAACAAACAAAAACCAGACUAUUCUUUAUUGUAAAGAACCCCUUUUUUGCCUACAGAGAAUUCAUAUUGCCUAAGGACUCAGUUGGAGCCUGAUGGGGAUAAUUU